This is a messenger RNA of Oncorhynchus nerka (sockeye salmon), 647 nucleotides long. RefSeq names its product LSM8 homolog, U6 small nuclear RNA associated (gene lsm8). The transcript has 4 exons. Gene Ontology annotation, cellular component: precatalytic spliceosome; U6 snRNP; U4/U6 x U5 tri-snRNP complex. The record is from RefSeq and is a predicted model, not a curated record. NCBI's taxonomy places the organism in Eukaryota, Metazoa, Chordata, Actinopteri, Salmoniformes, Salmonidae. The coding region runs from base 117 to 407 and encodes 96 amino acids. Gene Ontology annotation, molecular function: RNA binding. Gene Ontology annotation, biological process: mRNA splicing, via spliceosome.
UGGUCUGAUGCUGUUUCCGGUUUGUGCCUGCACGCCGAUUUUGUGAUCUACGGUGGAGCUACGUUUGUGUUUUCCAAAUAAACCCGGCGGAUUUGAACGAGUCUUUUGUUGUCACCAUGUCGACUGCCCUCGAGAGCUACAUCAACCGUACAGUGGCCAUCGUUACAUCUGACGGACGGAUGAUAGUGGGCACCCUGAAGGGCUUUGACCAGACCAUCAACCUGAUUCUGGAUGAGAGUCAUGAGCGUGUGUUCAGUUCCUCUCAGGGCGUGGAGCAGGUGGUCCUGGGACUAUACAUCGUCAGAGGAGACAACGUAGCUGUGAUUGGGGAGAUUGACGAGGACACAGAUUCUUCGCUGGACCUGGGGAACAUCCGCGCUGAACCCCUUAACUCUAUAGUCCACUGACCUCUCACCCUGACCCCCCAACUCGGAUGUGCUGACCCCUACACCUGAGUGAUUGUGUGAGAGAGAGUGUGAAAGAGAAAGCUAGAAAUAGAGUAGUGUUUCAAUUUUCACCACCUACUCAGCAAUAGCUGAUGUCCCUGUCUGAAGAGCACAGUUGAUCUCCCCCAUGAAGGACCCAGGGGACUAAUAAUAGGAUGUUGAUGAAUGUGGUGAUAUUUUUUAAUAAAGUGUUUAAUUUAA